GUUUGUUUAUUUCAAAUUGAUUUUGUCCAAUGCAUUUUAGUCAUCAAUUCUUUUCGUGAUGUUCUCGGGGGAUCGUCAUUUUGUUGUCAUUAAUGUUAUUAAAGCAUAAAGGUUUUUGAGAUUGGGCUUUUUUUUUUUGGAGUCACUGCUGAUUAUGGAGUCUCCGACUUGUACGGUAUCGUUCCCCCGAACGGCCAGCCAAGUUCCUGUGACAAACUCCGGCUCGGACUAGUCUUUGAACCAUAGAUAGGAUUAGAUUAUUUUUGUGUAAUCCAAAGUAUUCCUUCUGAUUUGAUUACAGUUCUAAUGAUUAUAUCUGUUACAUUUAUUCUAUGUGUUUACAAUGAUUUUCAGCCAGUAUUAGACUCAAAUGAAUAGCUGAGAGACUAUCUUUGCUUCUAAUGUUGGUUCGUUGGUCUUGCAUUUCCUGAGUGGUUUAAUACUUUAGAUAUCUUCAAAUUAACCAUUUACUGGUGGGAGCUGCCUUUUAAGGUGGUCGACUUGAAAACCUAUAAAAAUUGCAACGCCAUGACUUGAACAAUUAGUGUAAGCUUAUGAGUUGCUGCUAUUCUCUUGUCUGACAUUACAAGGAGAAGCUCCUUGUGAAUUUAUAGUGUCUUUUAUAUCACAAAGUGUUAACAGGUGUUUCAUUAAGAACAGCAGUGUAAUAAAGCGAAGUCGAGUCAAGUUUGUGGCUUAUGAGCUCAAGCUGAACUUUGAAGUACUCAAACAAAUGAAGUUGAGCUCGAGCUGUUUUACUUGAACAUUUGCUGCUGAAUGAGCUGGGAAUUUGCUACUAUAUUGAAUGUGAAGAUUAUGCUGUCCUAAAUGUUCUUCUACUUUAGUUAAUUAAUGAGUAUACACCGUUUAUGUGUCUUUGUGUGUGUGUGUGUAUUCUUUCAACAAUUCAAAAUGCUAAUUUCUUACUGUAUUCAAGUUAGGCAUGGACUCUGUUGAUAGAUUUAAGACGAUUGUUAAGAUAAGAAGCAAAAGUCUACAUUCAUGUCCAGUUAGUGUCAAGUACGUAUAGUCAGGUUUUUGUAUUUUUUGCGGAACUUGACAAGGAGUGAAUGAUGCUUGACAUAAUUAGAGUCUUGUAAUAAGUACAAUUCUAUUGCUAGAUUCGAACUGACUGCAAAGCAUUCAAUAGAAUAUUUUUUCUGCUGGAGACUUUGCUUGUGCACUUUUUUGCUUUCUGCAUGUUUCCUGGUGUUUAGCUGAUAUUUUUUGAAAUGAUUGAAAAGGAACACCCUCCCCCGACCCUCCCAAAAAGAAAAGGAAGUAGUCAGGUUCUGGAUUGUAGGUUCAAUGCUUGUUAAUAUAAUCAAUGUGGAGAUGAUUUCAGCUGCACAGGAACUCAAAAGAAAUGUUGAUUCGAUCAUACCCUGUGGUAUUCAGAAAUGAAUUCUCCUUCACUUGGGAACUAGUGCUUGACUAGGAGAAGAUUACUGAUGGCAGCUUCAGCUGAAGAAUAUGCGGCGUUUGAAGAAAGGGUGAGAAGAACAGUCUAUAUGGAUAACCUGUCACCUCAGGUGACAGAGAAUGUUCUGAAAGCCGCUUUGGAUCAAUUUGUCAAUGUCGUAAAUGUCCAAUUCAUUCCCAACUAUAUCAACCCACAGAGCCUCCCACGAGCUGCUUUGGUGGAGAUGGAAACUCUGAAUCAGGCCUCUGCGAUCAUUGCUGAGAUUGCUGAUUCCCCUUUUAUGGUUCUUGGGAUGCCAAGACCUGUCAGAGCAUGCGCUGCAGAAGUAGAAAUGUUUGACAGUCGUCCAAAGAAACCUGGCAGGAAGAUCACUUACAAGUGGCUGGACCACGAAGAUCCUGAUUUUGAGGUUGCCAGGAAGAUUAAGGUUUUGACCAGAAAGCAUGCUGCUGAAACCGAAUUCCUGCUCAAUCAGCAUCAACUCAAGGAGGAGGAAAACCUUGCAAACCAGCAGCUGGAGACCUUGAAAGCGCACUAUAAGAAAUAUGAGUUGAUAGAUGGUGUCCUAUCUGACAAUACUGCCAAGAAAUUAGCAGAUCGAUACAGGAUACCUCUUUCAGAUGCUUGAAAGAGUUCCUCUUCAAUUUGAUUUAGCAUGUGAACAUUUGUGGUAGCUGUAUAUGCUGUUUGCGCUUCGU
Molecule: messenger RNA, 2121 nt
Organism: Coffea arabica (coffee)
Lineage: Eukaryota; Viridiplantae; Streptophyta; Magnoliopsida; Gentianales; Rubiaceae
Source: RefSeq, a predicted model, not a curated record